Messenger RNA from Anopheles funestus (African malaria mosquito), 7637 nucleotides. RefSeq lists its product as uncharacterized. The transcript has 10 exons. The coding region runs from base 840 to 5135 and encodes 1431 amino acids. NCBI's taxonomy places the organism in Eukaryota, Metazoa, Arthropoda, Insecta, Diptera, Culicidae. The record is from RefSeq and is a predicted model, not a curated record.
CACUGCAUCAACACACUCACACAAUUUCGAAGUCUUUCAAAGCGAACGGUGGUGCGUGCGCGUCCGGUGUUGUUUCUUUUCCUUUUCGUUAGUUCAGAAAUCGUCCAAACUUUGCAGUAAAUUAUCAAACCAAAAUUGUACGGUAUAUGUUUUCGAUGUUUAUUGUCAAGUUUCGUCUGUGGAUUGUUGAACAAACCCGGUAAAGAAAUACGGGUUGCAGUGUUGUUUUUCGCGUAAAAUUUGUGUUUUUUUGGGCAGUGUAUGGUGUAGUUCUUUUUUUUUGGCUUGUUGGUGAAUAAAUGAAGCCUUCUCAAAGCUAAACGUGCUUCCAACUGGUGAAAUUGCUUCACCACAGCAGAGUGCCGUGGAAAAAGCCUUGGGAAGUCGUGAAAAAAGGUGUGGAAAUUGCGUGCGUACAGCUGCAUGUACGCGGUGCACAGGGUUGCACUUCGUUCGUAGAGCAGAAGGUUUUUCGUUGGUGUGAUGCAAAACUAGGUGCAAAAAAAAAGGUUAUGUGAAGAAAGCCUCGGACGGCUUGUGGCUCGUGAAAGGAUAUAUGUGUAGGAAGGAUACUGCGGUGUGCGGCGCAGCUGUGAGUUCAAGGUCUUGCAGAUUUCGGGCACUCUUCUCGACCAUUCGCUUAAGCAUUCAAAUGAAUUGUAAUACGUGAAUCUAUUUCUAGCAAAAGUAAUGUUUUCCGUUCGUGACUGCUAGUGGCGAUUCCGUGGCGAAUUGAAUGAAAUGAUACUCUGUGGUACGUGAAGCGUGAAGCAGCAAAGAUACAAACCUAGCGAGCUGCAUGACGCAGUUGUAACAGCCCAUUUUUGGCCUUUCCCACGAUGGAGGACGUAAAUCAAGAAUCUACCCUACCGGAGGAGGUACUACCGUCCGUCGAUGGCGAUGAAACGCGACCGAACGGUGAGAUGGACACGACGGCCGACAACGACGAGCUCGAGGUGGAACAACAGCCGGAGCGACUGUUGGGUCAGGAUGUGGAUUCUACCAAAUCUUCCAUGGAGAGUUCCUUUACCGUGACCGACUGCAACUGUUCGUCGCUGAUCGAGCGCACGGAAAAGUUGGACGCGAAUGAAUUGCAGCUGGACGCGAAGGUGACCGAACUGAUCGAGGAUCUCAUCAAGCCGCACGAGCAGGAACGUGGCGUCGGGCCGACGACAGGUUGCGAGGAAAAGUUUAAAGUUCUCACGAUCAACGACGAGGUGGAGAGUGUGGCGAGCGGCAAGGGAACGGUGACGGUUGUGGGCAGCGGGGAUGGCAGUGAUAGUGGGGUAGAAUUUGGUGCCGGAUCCGGUUCCCUUACCGAUACCGGCGUGUUGCAACGUGCGCUCAGCAACAAUAGUGCCGGUUACGCAAGUAGCUGUUGCGGUUUGGACGGUGAACCGACCGGAAUGAGUAUGUCGUGCAACUCGAGCAUGAUAAGUUACAGCUCGGAUAUCUACGACAAGACUGGCAAUACGGUGCUGUGCGGCCGGCUGAGCACGGACUACUGUGCGAGCGAGGGCGGUAGCGAAAGUUCUUCCGUGACCGGUGGACCGGUGAGUUCGCUGCGUAAGGUGGGCGCCGCGAUCAAGAAGAAGGUGGCAGUGAAGGAACCACCCUCGAAUCGUUCGCCUAGAAAAUCAUCCGAGAGCGUGUCCAGCAGUGGCCGGAGCAGUUCCCGUUCGCGUGGCUCUUCGUUGGGCCGUUCGGUGUCACUGAAUUUGAAAACAAUUCCAGCAUCGGCGGCAAAUGUUGCUGCGGCCGCGGCUGCCAGAGAGCGUGCACGUUCGAGAGAUAAAUCGGCUUCCUCAACCGGUGUUUGUGCCGGGGCACCUGCCAGUUCCAUGUCGGCCAGCACGAAUCGCAUCUUGCAAACACCGACCAAACCAAUGCCACCGCCGAGACGUCCACUGAAACCGGACUCUCUGCCAACGGGCAUCAAGGAUUCGCCGUCCGGUCAGCGAGUAACUGUGUCGCGUACUCCGUCCAUUACCCGAGGUCGCACACCCUUGGGUACACCGACGGAUGAUGGUCGGUGGCCGUCCGUUGGCGGUAAGGGCGGAGUCAGUUGCAGCGGUGGCAAUACGACACCUCGUUCCAUGCGAGCAAGUUCUGCUGCGCCGGACGGAACCAUGUCCAUCAAAACACGCAUCGGACCAUUAUCGUUGGACGGUGGUAAAGGUGGCAACGGUGCGCCCAUGAGUUUACCGGUUGGGGUGGAUAAGUUCGCCACCCUUCCUAGGCGACGAAAAGAACGCUCGGCUGAAGAUUUGAAGGCUGGCAUCGGCGGGGGAGGAUCCGGUUCGCGUAGCAAUUCGGUAACGCGCGAUCAGGUCUCCAACCGUAUGGCAAUGUCACUGUUCAAGAAGCUACCGCCCAACACGAAAACGGAGCGUGAUCUGAACACCUCAAACAAAGUGUCCUCCCUGUCCGCUUCGUCCCAUCCCCGGUUGACAUCGUCGGCGAAGAAGUUAACACAGAAAACAAAGAUCUACCACGAAACGAGCGUCCAGACGGCCAUCACCUGCAAGGAUGUGGAGGAUGCGUUCGGGGGCAAUGCGCGCAAUGUACGCAUCGAUGCCGUCGAGAUGGUCAGCAAACAAACACAGUCCGACAUACACGACAAGGAGAUGGAACGGUUGGCGGAGAAGCUAAAGAAGGUGACCGGCGAGUAUACGUCGCUCAUGUCGAAGCUGUCGGAGAAAUCGCAGAUGGUGACGUCUCUGGAGCAGAAGCUGCUGAUCGAGCGCGAAGAAAAACUGGCCGCCCAGAAAGAGCUACAGAACAACACGGAUCGUGUACUCGGAAUGCUGGAAUCGAUGCAGGCCAUUCCAAACAGCAACGAUACGGAAGAGUGUGAUAGUUUACUGAUGCUGGAAUCGCAGCUACAGCUGUCCGGCACAGUGCUGGAGAAGAAACAGGAAGAGAUCGUACGCCUGCAGUCGAUCUGCCGGGCGUUGCAGAAGGACUUGGGGCGAUCGCUCAAGAACCAGGAAGAGUUACUGCGCCAGAAGACUGAGCUGGAGGAGGAAUCGAGCGAAAUGCAAGAAUUUUUGCAGUUGGAGAAACAAUUGUGCAUGGAUACGUUGAAGGAAUCCGAGCAGGAGGUUAGCAUGCUGCGGCAAAGUUUACUCCUCAAGGAGAGCAACAUUGAUCGGCAGCAAGAAGAAUGUCGUCAUCUAGUCCGUAUCGCUGAACAGAGGAGACAAGAAUAUUUGGGAAUGCAAGCAAAGUACAAUGCCCUGGAGAGUCGUUCCAAAGACAUUCUGCUACAGCAAGGAGCUGCCGUGUCUGGAGCGUCCGUUGCACUUUCAGGAUUAGGCUCACGGCUGGAUAAUCUGGUCGAACAGUUGAUAGCUUCCUACAACAUUUCAGAACAGGAUCUCGAGGACGUAAUCUACCAUAACGAAGCGUAUACAAACAGCGCAAGUAGUGGUGAUGGCAGUCCGGAAUAUGAGCAAACUGCUGAUGCUUACACGGGCAAACAGCAUCAACAUUCGCAGCAACAAUACCAUCAGCCCCAAACCUCAGAUUCACAUUCGGUGACCGCGAAGGGAAGUGCAAAGACGGUUAGUGAUGGAUGUGCCGUACCGCUUUCACCACAGCGUGGCCAAUCGUUCAUAGCGGCAGUCAUUAGUGCUAUCAAGAACGCGACUAGUAAAACGGCUACCACCAAGUCAACUGUAGUCACUGCGAACGGUGCAAAUGCAACCAACAAGGAGGGUCGAGAAAAUAAUGGCCACGAAUCCGAUUCAACAGAAAUGCUUGAUUCGGAAACGGAACCAUGCCUAAUGAUGGACAAUGUGCUGGAAGACGUCACGAUGCCGGAUUCGCAUUCCCACAACAUGGUUUCAUCGUCCACCCGUAUCUCGCAGAUCGAGAUGCCAUCGUCGCUGGAGAGUGGUGUGGGAGCGAACAGUAACGCCAUGACGAUGGCACACGAUGAAUCGCUUGACAAUCUUUCGCAAGCCAUCGCCAACCGGCAGCAGAUCGAACUGCAGUCGAACAUGAUCGCUAGUGGACGCUCGUCACGAUUCCAUCACUCGGUCAGCAGCAAUGAUCAGCAGCAGGCGCGCAAUACAGUGUCAGCGGUAACGUCAGCGGCGGUCGCCGUAACGACAGCACCGGACCAUACAACCGCAAGCCAUUCUUCAUCGCUGGACGACGAAGAAAACAGCUGCUGCGGGGAAGCAUCGAUGGCCGAAAUGCCUUCUAUCUGCGAGUACUGCAAUGCGCAAUCGCUGGUAGAUCAAGUGAUCGAUGUGGACAAUCUGAUCACGAAGCUGCUGAAGGUUCUGAGGAUCGUCCAGAUGGAUAAUGAUCAUUGCAUACAGGAGCUGAUCAAUCAUAAGAACAAACUGGCGAUCUCCAACGAAGAGAUUCAGGACCGUGUGAAGGAGUACGAGGAGCUAAACUAUAAGCUGCAGGAUGAUCUGAAGGAUGCCUAUCAUCAGCUAGAGGUGCGAGGAAGUGAAAUAAACAGCAACAAGGUGGAGUUGUUAAAGCACCGCAAGGAAAUUGAUAAAUUGAAUGAAGACAUUUGUCAGUUGAGCACACUGUGCAGUGAUAGCAAGCAGGCGAAGAAGAUUGUGAUCGAUCGGGAGGAGAUCUUGAACGCAUUUAAGCUGUGCAACGAGGAUGGAGUAGUGCCGGAACAGGAACUGUCGCAGUUUAUCGUUCAAGCAUGCACUGAGAUACCUAAAUUGAAGUCAAAAUUGUAUGAAAAAGAGCAGCAGUUAGCCACGAUGGCAAGCAAUGCUACAAAUGGGGCCAAUUUCGUGAUGACUGCCAGCUGGCACCAGGCGUUGAACGAAGCGAAGCGUCAAUAUGAAGCCAUCGAUCGCGCUUUGGAGACAUUGGACAGCGUUAAGUCGAUAGUGCAAGAAACGCCCGCUCUGAUGGAACUGCAGCGCGAUCUGGAGGAAACAAACUUUGCCUCCGCGUCCAGCUUUCCGCUAGUAACGGCGGCUCAGCUUAAUCAACUCAACUGUGGCCAGGCCGGUACAAACGGCAAUGGGGCCGGUGUGGUAAACGGCAACGGUAUUAUCGAUUUGAAUGCCAACGAAACGACACUCGCCAACGAGGCGGGAAGUGUUGUUGCAGCUGAUGCGAGCUGCUACAUUGAUUCGACUGCUUAAUCUUAAUAUGGACCAGUUUAGUAGGUAGCAUUGAUUUAUUUAUUAUUUUUCCUUCUUUCAAGGUGGAUUGUGUAGCAUUCAUUUUAUCGUGAUUCUUAUAGCACCUUUGAAAUUGUCUUCAAUCGAUUGAGGAUGUGCAGUUAUUUUUUUCUCUCGUUUUUUUUGUGGUUCGUUAUUAUUCAUUCGUUAUCAUGCGUAUGAUCGCCACAAGAAAAAAAGAUAUAUUGCAUUUUGUUUAUUUAAUUCACUUAUUUACAACAAAACACAAGUCGAGCUUCGCAUCAAGUAAGAAAAGUCGUACCGAGAGGGUUAAGAGAGAUUAUGAAAAGUAUAAAAAACUGGAUCUUUAAACAAUAGCAAACAAAUAAACAAUGUCCCUUUCUAGUUCCAUAGCUAAUGCUAAAUCGUAGAUUAUGAUUGAGAUUUGCCGUUCUUGACAUUACAUAGACUCGAUUAAAGCCGUUAGAAAGCUGCAUGGUAGAAAGCAAGAGUAGAAAACGAUUUAUCUCCAUUGCAGAUGUGUUACUGGUGACAAAUAAGUGUUACGAUAAUAAUUUAUUUCUUAAGCGCAUUUGGCAAAUAGACACUGCAUACUUCCUGAAAAAAGGUUAGAUGGCUUCGUUAUCAAGCGUAGAUAGAUAAGGUCCAAUGUUGUAGCAUAAAUGAAGAAGAAAACGGCCCAUUGAUAGUUCCCACUUCGCACCGCACUCAACUGUUUUAGCCAUGUGCACGUUCGUAUCCUCCGUCAGGUAUUCCACCGAGGGCGACAAUAUUUCUUCUAAACUCCGUUGAAAGUUCCAUGCCCGUACGUUUUAGCUGUAGAAAAUAUGAAACACUUCUAGAAUUCCUUCCAUAAGAUAGAUAGUUACGAAACGUUAGGGGAGAAAACAAUCGAAACCUCCAAUUGGUGGCAGUUAAAAGUAGAUUUGAAAACGAUUUUAAAAAAAGGAAUUGAACGGUGAACCAUUGCCACGUAGCGGUAGCGUCGAAACUACCGACUAAGCCUUUAUAUAGUGGUUUGUUCCUGUCUACACCAUCAGCACUGCCCGCAAUCGUACUGGUGACGGAACCCCUAUCGCCAGUACCGACACUUCCGAUGUUAGUUGUUUCAUUUGUUUUUUUUUCUCUAGCAUUUAUUAUAGUCUUUUCUCGGUGUAGGAGAAAACGCAUCUAUAUAUAAGCGUCAUUGCUGAGAGUACAUUCUAGUUGAUUUCGUUUCCUCGACAGUUGCAAGGACUGUCAUCCCUGUGUAGUAGCAUUUGUUUUACGUUAGGUUCGGUUAUUCUUUUUGUUGUCAAAAUUAAUAGAAAAUAUGUUGCUCCCCCGGGGCCCUUCUUAUUGUGCUUUGUAAAUAUUUCUGGCGUAAGUGACACAUGAACGAUGUAAAUUUUGUAGAUUAUACAUUUAGUUUGUUUUGUUCUCUUUACCUUAUCUUACUCAUUUCUCCUAAUGCUAAGUUUAUCUGUAUUGUGUUUUUAUCCGGUUUUAUUUUCAACCUUCUUUACUUAUUAUUUGUUUAUAUAAAAUUUUGUAGUGUAUAGCAAAGUUUCUUUUCCUCGUCUAAAGCAAUUCACUAUCCUUCACUGCUCCGGGAUAAUGCGUUCGUUUUGGCACUGGUGUUUGAAGUAAAAUUCCCUUUAUGCAACACCGCACAUACACACACAUACACACUCUCAUAUACAUUCAAAAAUAUUUAACGAACUGCUCUAGCUUUCACACAGUUUGCACGAUGUAUCAAACUUUACAGAAAACAAAGAGCAAACAAUAGGAAGAAAAAAAUAGUGUAAAUCCGAGCAAGUGGCACAUGAUGUGUGAUGGUGUAGACAUGUAACAAAAGGAGAAGAAAACAGCAAAACAUAAACUGAUAAAAGAACAUUAAAUUGUCGAACAACGCCAAGCAUUAGGACUGCUAGCAAUAAAAGAAAAUCGUUUUAAAUACCGUAGCUGAAGCUGAUUCUCCCGAUGGAUUAGUUGUCCAGUUUCGGAUAAACAGAAUUCGUUCGAAUUUAACUAAAAAGUAAGCCACAAAACCCUAAGCGAGCCAAUUGAACAGAUACGAAGAAAGCCUUUAACAAACAAACGCGACAGUAUGGAAUAAUCUUAAUGUGUAUAUCCUGCAAUGUGGAUAUCGCUGUCCGUAAAGUAAUGAUACAGACUAAAGCAUAAAUGUACUACACGUUGUGUGCGAACAUGAAAGUAACCAAUCAGUAAUCAAAAUAUGCCAUUUGCAUGAGCGUGUGGGAGAGAUCGUGUGGGUAAAACAAGUAGCAAAUAUUUGCAUGUAAUGUGUUGUUGAAAAGUUCUGCAGUACUGGAAUGCAACAUGAAAAAGUGUUAUAAGUAAUAAUGCUACAAUGCAGCAAAAAAUAGUCGAUAAAUACACACCUACUUGGCAUUACUCCAACUCUGUACGGUCUUCGUAAGGUUACAAUUAAUAAAGUACUGCAACUUUACCCAACUAUUUUGUGAAUAAAAGUUAAAUAAAGCGUAUGAUUGUGAUUUA